AUGUCCCAAGCAUACUACCCCUAUCAGCCGCCUCCACCGUCUGCACUGCCCACAUCCUUCAACUCUGUCGACUCCUCCUACUACACAAUGUUGCCUCAUGCUCAUGGAUAUUACGCCGCACCUCUCCCACCCCCCACGGCCCUCCCUCAACAACAACCCGGAGCCUCUGUUGUUGUCACACAAGAGGUAUCAAAGCUAUGGGUCGGUAAUCUGCCCUCGGACACACAGGAGGAUGCUCUGCGAACGUUCUUCUCAAAGCAUGGCACCGUGGAGUCGAUACGAGUCGAUGGCAGAUGCGCAUUCAUCAAGUACACAGAGCAUGAUGACGCUGAGAAUGCCAUCAGGCUCACCAAUGGCAGUCUUUUCGCGGGCAACAAGAUCAAGACCAAUUGGGCAAGCAUCAAGACCACCAUAUCAUCCAAACACACUCAACCUCCACUUUUGCCGCUGUCUCCUCCUCCCUCAGCGCCACUCUCUCCAACACAAACCUCCACUGUCAUCACCUCCAUCAACUCAUCAUCAAUCGAACAUAUUGAUCCAAACACAGACAUCAACAGUACAAUCUAUAGAAGAGAGGGAGCAUCUGAGCCAUAUCAUUCAACACCUGGCGCCAACCUAUAA
Messenger RNA from Acytostelium subglobosum LB1, 621 nucleotides. RefSeq lists its product as hypothetical. Gene Ontology annotation, cellular component: cytosol. The coding region runs from base 1 to 621 and encodes 206 amino acids. The record is from RefSeq and is a predicted model, not a curated record. Gene Ontology annotation, molecular function: mRNA binding. NCBI's taxonomy places the organism in Eukaryota, Evosea, Eumycetozoa, Acytosteliales, Acytosteliaceae. The transcript is spliced from 2 exons.